Messenger RNA from Hypanus sabinus (Atlantic stingray), 2583 nucleotides. It is a transcript of the gene b4gat1, whose product is annotated as beta-1,4-glucuronyltransferase 1. Gene Ontology annotation, molecular function: glucuronosyltransferase activity. The record is from RefSeq and is a predicted model, not a curated record. NCBI's taxonomy places the organism in Eukaryota, Metazoa, Chordata, Chondrichthyes, Myliobatiformes, Dasyatidae. The transcript has 2 exons. The coding region runs from base 66 to 1457 and encodes 463 amino acids.
GCUUUUGCAUUGAUAUUUUGAGACAGGAUCCUGGCGUUUUUUGUGCCGUUUGGUGUGAGUGCUGGAUGCGGGAUGGCGAAGCCCCGUCCCGUGAGCAGACGGAGCCUCGGUUGAAGGUGGUGGCGAUGCGGCCGGCUCGCCCGCUGCGCUGCUCGCCCUUCCGGGCCGUGCUGGGCGGCCUGCUGCUGGUGGCCGGGCUGCAGCUGCUCUACCUGUCGCUGCUGCCGGGGCUGCAGGGCCGGGGGAGGCGGCGAGGCGGCGGCGGCGGCGGCGGCGGCGGCUCCCCCUCGCACGGCCUGCCCGACCCGGAGCCGGAGCGGCGGCGCCGGGAGCUGAGCCGGGCGCUGGAGGGCGGCGGCCAGCCCGACCCGUCGGGCCGCUACCGCCUGUACCCGGACGUCAGCCGGGCGCCGGUGCUCAGCCGGCGGCCCAGGCCCGGCCACGUCCUCGGGCUCGCCACCCACUGCUCGGCCAACAACCUGCACCACCUGCCCGGCCUGGUGCGCCGCUGGCGGGCGCCGCUCUCGCUGGCCCUGUUCGCCACGGCCGCCGACCUGCCCGAGGCCCUGCGGGCCCUCCACCUCCUCGGCCUGCACUGCCCGGGGGUGCGGGAGCUGGUGGCCUUCACCCUGGUCACCCCGGCCCGGGUGCCGGCCGCCUUCCCCCCGGGGGAGGCGGAGCCGGAGGAGGCGCAGGCCUGGGACCCCGACCUCGAGUCGGACCUGGAGCCCGAGCUGCCGCCGCCGUGCCGGCGGGCCCUGCGCCCGGUGCUGCGGCUGCGGCGCCGCUUCGCCAACUACGGGCUGGCCAACGCCUCGUACCCGGGCAACCUGCUGCGCAACGCCGCCCGCCGGGCCCUGCCCUCCCGCUACGUGGCCGUGAUCGACGUGGACAUGCUGCCGAGCGGCGGCCUCCACCGCCGGCUGCUGGAGCUGCUGUCGGCCGCAGGCCCCGGGCCCGGGCCCACCGUCUACGUGCUGCCCGCCCUGGAGAUGCGCCGCAGCCGCCGGGUCCCGGCCGACAAGGCCGAGCUGCAGCGCCUGUACCAGGUGGGCGAGGUGCGGCCCUUCUACGGCGAGCUCUGCCCGCGCUGCCACGCCCCGACCAACUACAGCCGCUGGAUCAACCUGGCGGCCGGGCCCGGCCUCGGCGUCGCCUACACGCUGGCCUGGAGCGACCCCUGGGAGCCCUUCUACCUGGGGCCCCGCUCGGUGCCGCCCUACGACGAGCGGUUCGAGCAGUACGGCUUCAACCGCAUCAGCCAGGCCUGUGAGCUCCACGUGGCCGGUUACUCCUUCGCGGUCCUCGACAACGCCUUCCUCAUCCACAAAGGCUUCAAGGUCGCCGGAGAAUUCCACCCCCAGAAGGACAACGAGAACCGCCACAACCGCGUCCUCUUCCGCCAGUUCAAGCAGGAGCUGAAGCAGAAGUACCCCGAGUCGCCACGCCGGUGCUGAUCGACCCCCGCCCACCGUGCACUUCCUCAGCGGCUGAUAGACAGGCUCACUCCCGAGACUCGGCAGAGUCGGGAGUGGCCUGCCAUAGGAGAAAGAGACCUUGAGGCUUUUCGGGGGCAUUAAACUUGUAUCGGCAGGGGAUCGAAACUCCUGUCCCAGGGAUCUUGUGUCCAUCGGAUACAGUACCGGUGGGGACAGGUCUGUCACUGUGCAACACUGGGGUAUGGUACCGGUGGGGUCAGGUCUGUCACUGUGUAACACCAGGGUAUGGUACCGGUGGGGACAUGUCCGUCACUGUAUAACACCGGGGUACAGUACUGGUGGGGACGGGUCCAUCACUGUGUGACACCGGGGUACGGUACCGGUGGAGAUGGGUCUGUCACUGUAUAACACUGGAGUACGGUACCAGUGGGGAUGGGUCCGUCACUGUAUAACACUGGAGUACGGUACCGGUGGGGAUGGGUCUUUCAUGGUAUAACACCGGGGUACGGGACCAGUGGGGAUGGGUCUGUCACUGUGUGACACUGGGGUAUGGUACCGGUGGGGACGGGUCUGUCACUGUGUAACACCGGGGUACGGUACUGGUGGGGACGGGUCUGUUGCUGUGUAACACUGGGGUACGGUACCGGUGGGGAUGGGUCUUUCAUGGUAUAACACCGGGGUACGGGACCGCUGGGAACGGGUCUGACACUGUAUAACACUGAGAUACUGGUCCGUCACUGUAAAUCUGGGGACUGGUCUGCAUUUCCAAUGAGAACUAAUCUGCCGUGGGACAAAUCAAAGGGAACACAGUAGUCCCGGUUAAAACAUCACACCGGCUAAGCAUACGCCAAACUUGCAAACUGCUGCCCAGGGGAAAAGCAGGUUCUAUCAGUCUCAACAUGUGUGUCUAGCUCUCUGAAUUUCAAGCUGUCAGUAUUUGUUCUGUAAGACUGGAAAUUUCCUCGGGCUUGCCAGUAUUGUUUUAGUUACGAACUAAGUGGAACACUGGAAUUAUGAAACCGGAUAAACACGUUUCGUUGACACUAAACCUGCUGUCGCCGGGCAGGAUUUCAUCUGUAUUAUGUAUCUGUUCUUAUUUUGUAGUGUGUCAGACAUCAAUGCAAUAAAUUAAUUUAUGGAUUAA